AUGAGGACUCAAAACCCAUCUGGUGUGAUCCCUCCUGUCCGGCCGAUGUCCAUAAGAGAGAAGGAAGUAUUUAUCAACCUUGGUGUAGAUGAAGCAUCGAGAGACACCACUUAUCUAGUUGUUUUUUUAGCAUGUUGGCUCUGUAAAUUUGCCUUUCCCGCACACCCUGGCAACAUGAUUCGUCCUGGGACUUUCAAGGUUGCGAGCAUGUUAGCAGAUGGCUGCAAUAUUUGUCUUUCCAUCCCGGUUUUGGCCAGUAUUUAUAGAGGCUUAAAUGAAAUUAUUUCCUCACCAGUUCCUGGAAGCUGCUCUGUAAUAUUUCCUAUACACUAUGUAUUCGGCUGGUUAAGUGAAUAUUUUAGAACUAAUUUCACCGCUCCUAAUAUCAACUAUUGGCCUAGAAUGACAUUAUAUGCAGGCGAAGGAGGAGCAAGAUUUUUUGACGAUUUUGAAGCACAAAAUUUAUUCAAAUUAUGUAAAGGAAUAAACUUAACUCGUAUGGCUAAAAGAUCUUCAAAACAGCGACUCAUUGUGAAUAAUGGUGAGAUGAUAAAGGCUGACUCUGACACCCUAAUCAGUCUUCGAUCAUGUUAUUUGACAUUGCACCAAAAUGACUGUCUCAUCAUUGAGCCGUAUAAUCCACAAAGAUUUAGCCGACAAUUUGGGUACCACCAAGAUAUUCCUGGAAAAUUAAAGAAUGACUUUCGUAGUUGCACCUUAAAGGAGUUUUUAAAGCAUUGGAAAUCAUCCGUUCAUUAUUCUUCUGGUUGUGAUGCGUUGUUUCCCUCAACCUCCAGCCACCAGAAGUCCUCAGUUACCAAAGCAUAUGCUAAAUGGUGGUCUAGCGUAUAUAUUGAUCCAUUUACACAGGAAUAA
Messenger RNA from Cornus florida, 876 nucleotides. RefSeq lists its product as uncharacterized. The record is from RefSeq and is a predicted model, not a curated record. The coding region runs from base 1 to 876 and encodes 291 amino acids. The transcript has a single exon. NCBI's taxonomy places the organism in Eukaryota, Viridiplantae, Streptophyta, Magnoliopsida, Cornales, Cornaceae.